Ricinus communis (castor bean) is the source of this 2439-nucleotide messenger RNA. RefSeq lists its product as uncharacterized. The transcript is spliced from 6 exons. The record is from RefSeq and is a predicted model, not a curated record. Lineage: Eukaryota; Viridiplantae; Streptophyta; Magnoliopsida; Malpighiales; Euphorbiaceae. Bases 1028 to 1993 code for a protein of 321 amino acids.
UAUCAAUAUUCUUCCCUUUUAAAAAAAAAAAAAAAAACAGAAACUGCUUAUUUGAUCUUUCUAGAAACCAAAACCAAAAGCUCUGUUUUUGUUCUAAAUCUUGAUGCUUUUAUUUUCUUUUGUUUUUCUUCACUGGGGUAUUCUGUUUGUUUCUUGGAUAUAGCUCUGUUUUUUUUUUCUUGGAAAGUUGAUUCCUUUUAUCAUUUUUCUGUUAAAAAAAUAAAGAAUUGUAGUUCUGAUUUCCACGCUAGAAAUUCUUCCACUAAAUAUCCAAUCUUUAGCACAGCAACUGUGGAUUUCUGUUGAAAAGACAAUAGAAAGGAAAACAAAGAAGAAAAGAGAGUUUCUAUUGCAUUUCUUGAUUUUCUUGGAGCUUUAUUUGCCUUCAGAUGUCUGUUUUGCUUUGUGGGUUUUCUUGAUUUAACUUCAAGAAUUAACGUUGAAUUUUGAUUUCUUGAAUACUGAUCAAAGCAGAUGAUUAGUGGAGGGAAAUAUUGAGUUUUCUUUAAGUUUAGAGCACAAGAAGAAAGAAAGGAAAAGCUUAAAACAGAGUAGAAGCAAGAAACAGCACAUCACUUUCUUUCUUUGAAUUGAUUUUCUUUUCUCCGGAAAUUGCAGCAAUCACUGGUUUUGCUGGAUUUUGACAUCAUUGCUAAUUUUACCAGCCAAAGACUUUAUCUUUCAAACAGAGAGAUAAAAAAAAAAAAAAAAGAUAAUUUCUUUAUUUUGAGUUUUUAAUUUUAUAUAUAAUUUAGCUGUCCAAACGUCAAAAAAUAGAAGUCUCCUUGCAUUUCUGUUUCUCCUCGUCACUUGUUUUCUUUUAUUUUCUUUCUUUUCCAUCUCUAAUAAGGAAAUCAAAUCCCGAUAAUUUCUCUUUUCUCUCUCUCUCUCUCUCUUCUUUCUCUUUCUCUGCUUUCCUCUGUUUAUUUUUUUGUUUCUUUUCUUUUCUGGGUUGGGAGGGAAACUUAUAUUUCUCUCCUUUCUUUCUCCCCUUCUCUCUGUAUAUCUCUAUCUCUCUCUGUAUCAUAUGAAAAGAAACAUGAUCUUUGACAAGGGGUCAGCGCAAUCAAACCUUGAUUGUUUCCUUCAUUGCACAACCCCAUUAGUCCCAUCUCAAUUCCUUCCAAAGACAGAGAUUAGGAAUUUGAACCGUUUAUGGCACCCAUGGGAAAGAGAUACAGUUGAAUAUUUUACAUUGGGUGAUCUUUGGAAUUGUUUUGAUGAAUGGAGUGCUUAUGGUGCCGGUGUUCCUAUUGCUUUGAAUAAUGGUGAAACUUUAGUUCAGUACUAUGUUCCUUAUCUCUCUGCCAUCCAAAUUUUCACUAGCAAUUCCUCUCUCAAUGGUUUCAGGGACGAGAUUGAAUCUGGUGAUGGCGAGACCAGGGAUUCAUUUAGUGAUUCUUGCAGUGAUGAGAGUGAGAGUGAUAAAUUAUGGAGGUGGGAUGGAUGCUCUUCUGAGGAAGGAGGAUUUGAGCAAGACAACCAUUGGCGUCUCAAUGAUCGAUUAGGCCACCUAUAUUUUCAGUAUUUUGAGAGAUCAACUCCUUAUGGAAGAGUUCCUUUGAUGGAUAAGAUUAAUGGAUUGGCUGAAAGAUACCCAGGCUUGAUGUCAUUGCGCAGUGUGGAUCUUUCGCCAGCUAGUUGGAUGGCUGUGGCUUGGUACCCUAUCUAUCACAUUCCCAUGGGAAGAACCAUAAAGGACUUGUCAACAUGCUUCCUCACAUACCAUACCCUCUCUUCAUCUUUUCAAGAUAUGGAUCUAGAUGAUGACAUUGAUAGUCCUGAAAGGAAACGAAAGGAAGGGGAAAGCAUCUCUCUGCCCCCAUUUGGUUUAGCCACUUACAAGAUGCAAGGAAAUGUAUGGAUCUCAGGAAAUUGUGGCCGGGACCAAGAGAGGCUGGUUUCACUUUUUAGCGUGGCAGAUUCAUGGCUAAAGCAACUGAGGGUCCAGCACCAUGACUUCAAUUACUUCAUGGGAAUUAGGCGUGGCUAAAACCACUGCUUUUCAAAAUUGCACUUUUGAAAUCCCAUGAUAAUAUUUGAUCACUAAAAUCCUCUUUUUUUGUUGGAUUUUUUGGUUUCGUGCUCGAGAGUCAGGGGGGCCGUGAUGUGUGAAGAUUGUACUUGGUUGUCUUUAUGAUCGAGCUUCCCGUAUAAGCUUUUCUUAGGAGCUAAUUCAUGUAUCUCAGUUUGAUCAUCAAAGAGGGCACGUGAGAUGAGAAUUUAACCCUCUUUUUUUUUUUUUUUUUCCUGCUCUUUUCAAGUGGUUAAUGGAGCCUGUGUAGAGUGAGGGAUGAAGUCUCAGAGAGAGAGAAAGAGAGAGAGAUAGAGAGAGCGAGUGCUCUUUAACUCUGAAACCUUUUCUAGAAUGUGUAAAUUCCUGUUGAACAUAAUGGAACCAGUGGAAAUGAGGAAAGAAUUGAUGGCUUUUGCGAAUUA